Dichotomopilus funicola is the source of this 2346-nucleotide messenger RNA. RefSeq names its product P-loop containing nucleoside triphosphate hydrolase protein. The record is from RefSeq and is a predicted model, not a curated record. The transcript has a single exon. NCBI's taxonomy places the organism in Eukaryota, Fungi, Ascomycota, Sordariomycetes, Sordariales, Chaetomiaceae. The annotation marks the transcript as partial. Gene Ontology annotation, molecular function: helicase activity.
AUGGCUCCUGCUGUGUCUCGCCUUCUCGCCUUCGCGGGCGUUGAAGAGUUUGCCCGUCGCCACCGCGGUGGCACGGAAGCUGAAUUCCUCGGAAAUCAGAAGUUGGUUGAGGAGACCAACAAGCGGAACCUCCAGUUCCAAUCCUGGUUCGUUUCGACGACCAGGAAGACAAGCAAGCGCGUCGAGUACCUCGUCGUGGUCCGUCCUGGCCAGGGCGGCGAGGGCUCGAUACCGCAACUGGGGGAGCCCGCGAAGCUCCGAGUCGCCUUGGGCGACGAUAACUUCACCCGUUUCUGGGACGCUCGUCGUCUCGAGACCCCGGCCACCGCUCUCCGAGCUGCCGCCAACCCCUCCGAGAAACUCACCUAUUUCAAGGUGACUUCGCCGAUCGCCGACGCCCACCAGGGUGUUCGGACCCUCCUCGACUUUCCGGCCGCCGAGGCCGAUGACAACACCGACGACACCGCCGACACCACCUCUUGCGACCGCGAGGUCGCCCUCACCAAUGAGAACUCGGUUCUCGUCAACUUCCUCCUCGUCGCCUCCGAGGCGACCAAGAACUCCGAACUCGGCGCGCUCGACCAUUUGUGGGGCCGCUUCGCCAACGCCAGCGAGCAGCAGACGCUCGCUUUCAAGUAUUUCGUCACGUUGCGUGACCCGGAGUUCUUUGUCGACCUCCACCAGCAGAUCCCGCACCUGAAAGGUGCCAUGGAUGAUCCGACCUGGCCCGGAUCUCCAUUGGAAAAGAAGUUUGCGCGGCUCAACCCGCAGCAGAAGGCCGCCUACCUAGAGGGGUUUCGCCGCCUCGAGUGUGGCAUUUGCAUUCUCCCUGGUGGCCCCGGAGCGGGUAAAACCCACUUCAACAUUUUCACGAUCGCCAUGGCGCAGUCUCAACCACUGCCCAGACCGGUCAUGAUCAAGGGGAAGCCCACCAGGCGCUAUGCCAAGGUUCUCUUCAUCGUCGACAUGAACGCCCCAGUCGACGACGUGGCCAACCGCAUGGUUGCCACCUACAAGGAGCUCGGCAUGAACAAGGUUUGCAUCCGCAUGAAGGGGUGGGGUUCCGAGAUUUCUUCCAGCGACAGGCUGAACUCAGUGGAGGACGCGGGUUCCGGUGACGUGGUGCCGGUCGACUUCAGCAAGGGCUUUCUCGAGACGGCCAAGCUCAUGGGGACUGACGACCCCCGACGCACCUGCCAAGCGCUCACUCUCGACGAGGCGGCGUGGGAGCACUACGACAAGUUCAAGAGCACUCAGUACGAGGGCUUGACUGAAUACCUCAACACCGACCUCUGGGAAGAGGCUGAGAUUGUCCCCUUCCGUUUCCGGUGCCUGCUCUAUCACCUUUACCGCGACACGCUCGAAAAUGCCGACUUCAUCGCCACCACUCCGGUUGCUGCCAGCAACCACUUCAAGGGCAUGUUCAAGCCCGACCUGGUGUACUUUGACGAAGCGCCUCACGCUCGCGAACUCACCAACCUUAUCGCGAUCGCCAACUUUGAGCCCAUCGCGUACAUUUUCUGCGGCGAUCAUCGCCAAACUAUCCCUUUCGUCGGAUCUGCUGGGGAUGAUGAUGAGAACCCGUUCAAGCAGCAGAUGCAGACCUCGAUGAUGGAGCGCGCCGCUGCUGCCGGCGUCAUUCAUUACGAACUUCUCAUGAACCAUCGCGCCUUUGGCGGCUUGGAGCAACUCGCUUCCGUCAUGUGGUACGACGGCAAGAUGAUCAGUGGCAACGAGAGCACCCCGGCCUCCGUCACGCACAUGCUGAGCUAUCUCGGCCAGUUCAAGGACGGAAAACCCUGCACCACCCCGCGCCUUCUCGUCCACUUGAAGAACUGUGGUCCCGAGAGCCGCGACGGCACUUCCGCCUGGAACCCUAGUCACAUGACUUGGGUCAUGGAGCGCAUCAACGAGUUGCUCCUCGACCACGAGUUUAAGCAUGCAGAGCGCGACCAACCAGGCACCAUCCUCGUCAUCUCUCCGUACAAGAAAGCCUUCCAUGAGUACAAGAAGGAAAUCAAGAAGCUUCCCGCUUGGGCCCAGAAGCGCGUCGAGACGCGUACCGUCGACGUCGUCCAAGGCCAUGAAGCCGAUUUCGUGUUCCUCGACUUGGUCAAAGACAGAUCGACCAAGUUCCUCGACAAUCCUAACCGGCUUUGCGUUGCUCUGACCCGCGCCCGAAUUGGCGAAAUUGUCAUGAUGCACCCCAACAUGGUUCAUUCUGCCACGUUCAAGCGGAACUCUGAGAACCUGCGCCCGAUCCAUGAGCUGUGCAGCAAGGCCGGCCAAGUCGUUCAUGUCGACCCUGCUACUUCUUCUCGCGUCGCGCUUCCACUAGUGACGCCC